CGCUUUAGUUGAAUUUCAAACGUUUGCGCGCGCGGUUGUCGGUUGUCCCGAAAAAAAAGAAGUCGUUAAGCCGAGAUAUAAAAUCAAUUGAGCAGCUCGACAAGCGCUUUUCCUUCAGACCAAAGGACCGUCAAGUCGAGCGGAGCUUGAAAAGUGAAAAACGUGCUGAAAGAAAAACCAUACGCUUGAUCUCCAGCUUUGAACUUGGAGGAAAAUAAAGAGGAAGGAGAAUUUCCCAGCGGAAAUUAGGACACAGGAAGACCAACCAGUUUGGGCUGAGGAUUUUAUCCAGCCAAAAAAGAUUAUAAUUACCAUCCCAGCACUCAUCAAUAUCACUUCAGCCCACGAUGGAGUUGGAGAACUCGUUGAGGCGCCACGGCCACCUGCUCCUCCUACUGCUACUGCCACUUGUCAGCUUAUGUCCAACUGCAUUGGCACUCAAUCGACAGGCGGAUGCUGGCCAGGAUUUGGAGGUGGCCGCACAGCUGGCGGAUGCGGAGGCCCAGGCGGGAUCGGAUUAUGAAGCCGACUCCCCCGAUACGCCGCACAUACGAAAGAAGCGACUCAUCUGGAUCACGGACGACGGAAGAUUGGCCCUGCCGCCGGGCACUUCGCUGACUUUUGUGCCGACCAUUGCCAUGCCCCUGGUGCGGCAUCCGCCCGAGGGCUUCUUCUCCAACCUGACCAUCAGCUUUCCCGUGACCAUUGACUUUGACAAGCUGGGACUGACGGACAACCAAAAUCCUCUGGGGGAUCUGCCGCCGCUUUUUGCCCGCUCCUUUGGCCACGAGGCGGGUCACAUGGUGGGUGAAUAUGUGGCCAGGUAUCUGCAUGUCCAGCGCCGGAAGCGGGAUCUUAGCGAGCAGCGGAGCAGGAGCGACGAGGAUCAGCCGUUCAGGGUGCACGAGGAGGGUCCCAAGUUCCCUGAACUGCCCAGCGGAUUGCAGCACAUUUUCCACGGCGGCGAAAGGGUUCUGCUGUACGGCGUGGUGGAGGACUUCCUGUCCACCUUCGGCAUGGAUGGCAAGGCCUGUCUGCUGCGGACCAUCUGCGAGAUGCACUCAAGAAGUCUGGAGAAGUUCGGGGUCUUUGGGGAAAUGACAAAGCUGUUUCUAACGGUCACCAAAUCGCCAUUUUCCGACCUGGUUCCCGACUACGUCGAAGCCCAGGAAGUGGGCGAGGGAAAGCAGGCACCAGGGGAAUGUUUUCCCUACUUCAAGGCCUGUCCCAAGAGCAUUUUCAAGGCCCUGGCCAGCAAGUAUAGCAAACCAGCGACGGCGGCUAAGACGAAAAGGACCAAGCCCACCGACAGACCCGUGGGCGAGUAUCACGAGGAGCAGGUGAUCCAGCUGCCGACCACUCGAGAUCGGGACAACGACGUGUAUAUGUAGAAGCUCUUCCCCCAUACAAAACUCCCAUUGUUGACCUCGUCUAGUUCUUAGGAUUACGUUUGAAUUGAGCGCGCCCUCAAAGUCACUUGCUUGUAAUUAACGUGUACUAAUUAAUUUAUUAUUAUUUAUUUUAUUUACGCAUUGUAUUUAUGGUUAGUCGUAGGCGUUGUUAACUGCUUAGAUUCGUAUCUCUGUUUGCCUAGUGGUCUGUAAAUAAUUGCAAUUGUGGCAUAGUCCUUCAACCUAAGUGAAGUUAAUCCUUCGCAUCCCCAAAACAUUGUCGAAUAAAAAGUAAAUAAAUUCAGAAUAACAAAUGUGUUUCAGGUGUUUUCUUAAAAAAUAAAUUAAAAUUAUAACUAGAGCCAAAAAUAAGGCAUUCUUUAUAGAAAAUACUUACCUUUGUUCAUUGAACUUAUAAAUAAUUUUAAAAUGUAAACUUUAAUUUAAGUUAGUCCAAUGGUAACGCAGAACUUUUUAAAGUUU
Molecule: messenger RNA, 1874 nt
Organism: Drosophila takahashii
Lineage: Eukaryota; Metazoa; Arthropoda; Insecta; Diptera; Drosophilidae
Source: RefSeq, a predicted model, not a curated record